This is a messenger RNA of Neltuma alba, 1204 nucleotides long. Its product is annotated as pyridoxal phosphate homeostasis protein. Gene Ontology annotation, molecular function: pyridoxal phosphate binding. Gene Ontology annotation, cellular component: intracellular anatomical structure. The coding region runs from base 145 to 861 and encodes 238 amino acids. The transcript is spliced from 7 exons. The record is from RefSeq and is a predicted model, not a curated record. NCBI's taxonomy places the organism in Eukaryota, Viridiplantae, Streptophyta, Magnoliopsida, Fabales, Fabaceae.
CACCUGCCUGUCAUCUUCCUCCCCCACUCCACGACGAACUUUCCAGAUAGUAUUUUGUGGAGGAUCGGGAGCUGUGUGCCAAGAACAACGAAGACGUUUCCCCGUACUUGUGGUGAACAAGCUCAAUCAAAACCAUCAGUGUCUAUGGCUGCUGCUGCGGCGUCGUUCAGGUCUGUCCUACAACAAGCUCAGCAGGCCGCUGAGCGGUCCGGCCGAAGUGCCCCGCAGAUCCGACUCGUUGCCGUUAGCAAGACUAAGCCAAUUUCUGUUAUCCGCGAGGUCUAUGAUGCUGGUCAUCGAUGCUUUGGCGAGAACUACGUUCAGGAGCUCAUUGAGAAAGCUCCUCAGCUUCCAGAUGAUAUUGAGUGGCAUUUCAUUGGGAAUUUGCAGAGCAAUAAAGUGAAGCCUCUUUUGGGCGGUGUUCCAAAUCUUGCAUAUGUAGAGACAGUAGAUGAUGAGAAGAUAGCAAAUCAUCUUGACGGUGCAGUAGCAAACAUUGGCAGAAAGCCUUUGAAAGUUUUUGUUCAAGUGAAUACAAGUGGAGAAACAUCAAAAUCUGGUGUCGAACCUGCUGGAUGUGUUGACCUUGUAAAGCAUGUCAGGAGCUGCCCUAACCUUGAGUUUUGUGGUUUAAUGACUAUUGGUAUGCCAGAUUAUACAGCUACGCCAGAAAAUUUUAAGACACUAUCUGAUUGUAGAAGCCAGGUUUGUAAAGAACUUGGAAUGUCAGAAGAGCAGUGUGAGCUAUCGAUGGGAAUGUCUUCAGACUUUGAGCUAGCUAUUGAGAUGGGAAGUACAAAUGUGAGGGUUGGAUCUAGCAUAUUUGGCGCCAGAGAGUAUCCAAAGAAAGAAGCCCAGUAGCUCUCCCGAUUUUGCAGCCUCGUUCGAGUUCCCAACUCCUUAUGCAGAAAAAUUGUGGGUGAUCAUGAGCAGACAAGUUUUUGGGGAUUACAGAGGGUCAAUGUCAGAAAAGCCUGAAUAAAUACAUUGACGUUGAAAAUAAAAUAAAAUUCACUCAAUGGGAUGUGUAUUGUUUUUCUUUUUCUUUUCUCUUUGGUACCUCCAUCCCCUGUUGUCCCAACAGGGGAUGGGGGAAAAUGUAACUCUCGAUUUCCUGGCCACAAAUCUUGUAUGUCAAAAACAGCAAUGCGAAGAAGAAACAAACCAGAACAGGUCAUGAGAAAGCAAAUUGCUUCCUACGUAA